Molecule: messenger RNA, 975 nt
Organism: Oppiella nova
Lineage: Eukaryota; Metazoa; Arthropoda; Arachnida; Sarcoptiformes; Oppiidae
Source: the annotation of a GenBank genome assembly
AUGUUCUAUAUUAUUUUGUGUUUAUAUCAACCAAACCAAUGGUGUGUUUGUAAUGAUAUCAUUGAUGUGAUCACCACUUCUGGGUCAGUGAGGGGACAGACACUAAAUGUGUUGAACAAACUGGUGGACCAGUUCCUGGGCAUACCAUACGCUGAACCCCCUAUUGGAAAGCUUAGGUUCGCUCGACCGCAACCCAUUAAAGCACCAAGACAAGGUAUUAUAGACGCUACAAAAGUAGGCGUAUCCUGCAUACAAAGUGAGACACAAGACUUGACUGACCUGUUGGGUGAUGUCCGGCAAAGUGAGGACUGUUUGGUACUGAAUGUGUGGACACCUAAUGAUAAGAGCGUUAAAGACGUAUCACUAAAAGCGGUGAUGUUUUGGAUUCAUGGCGGGGCUCUGGCCAUGGGAUCCAUAUUUGAUAAGUUAUAUAACGGCAGUGUUUUGGCCACAUAUGAUGUGGUGAUUGUGUCGGCUAACUAUCGGUUGGGACGGUUAGGCUUUCUAUACGGUGGCGAUGAGACGGCGCCCGCAAAUGUGGGCUUUUAUGACCAGUUAUUGGCUCUUCAAUGGGUUAGAGAAAAUAUACAUCAAUUUGGUGGGGAUAGGGAUCAGAUCACUAUAUUUGGUGAGAGCGCCGGCAGUUGGUCCGUAUCGGCACACGUAUUGUCUCCCCUAUCAAAGGGUUUAUAUAAGAGGGCUAUUAUGCAAAGCGGAGCCCUUAUGUUCAAUAAGGAUCGGCCUAUUAUGGGAACAGUAGAUGCUUUAACUAAAGCCAAAGAUACAGCCCGUGAGUUGGGUUGUGAUGAAUAUGACUACAAAUGGUUGGACUGUUUGCGAGCCAUUGAUGACCCAAACCUUUUCAUAGAAAAGCCUCAAAACGGUGAACCAUUUGUUAUAACAUAUCCGGUAUUUGGCACUCAAUUUCUACCACUUUUGCCACAAAAGGCAUUCAAUACUCGACAGUAUAACUCA